GUCAACCAUAUUUGGGUCUUGUUGGCAAAAGGGUGACGAGUCUUCCCAUUGCUUUCGCAAAGGUAAUUAAUAUGCAAGUUGGACCAGUUGUCGACUGUGUUAUCGGAUCCGGUUUAGAUCUCCAUGCUCUACAUGUAUAUUUAUUGUCCCAGCUCGUUAGUUUGAUCACUCUAGAAAAAUGCAGAAUAAUUUCAAAAGGAUGAUGUCCAUCUCGUGCUCCAUAAGGUUGUAUUCCCCAUUAGCCAAACACUACGUUCAGUCAAGAGAACUCUAUCUCGCCAUCCAUGGAGACCAUUGACCCAGCAAGGAUCACUCUUCGCCCAUUUGAACUGACUGAUGCCGCCGACUUCUUCUCGUGGGCCAGCAACGAUCAGCGCAUGAAGAACCUUAAGUGGACUGCACUGGCCUCGAGGGAACAGGCUCUGACCACCAUCAGGGAGAUCUGCAUGCCCCACCUGUGUUACUGUCGAUCUGCGUGAAUGGCCAUUCGUUCGGGUUUGUCUCGGUGGUCCCCGGGUCUGGUGACGAUAGGUGCUGUGCAGAUAUUCGUUAUGCAGCGGCAACGGACUACUGGGGACAAGGAAUCGCCACGAGGGCCGUGAAACUGGCGCUCUCUCAGGUUUUCCAGGACUUAACUGAGGUCCAGAGGCUGCAGGCUUUCGUGGACAUCAACAACCGAGCCUCCCAAAGGGUGCUCGACAAGGCCUGGUUUACAUGGGAGGGUUAGCUCAGGAAAUACUCAUAUCUGAAGGGGAAACUGAAGGACCUGUACUUGUAUAGUUUCUUAUCAACCGAUACUGUUUCGGGGAAACAUUGGAUAGACUCACGAUGAUAUGAGUUUUCUCUCGUUUUCAGGUCACUUUGCUAUCCUAAUUGCAGCAGAAGCUGCUCCGCCCCGAUGAUAUUCCUUCCCUGCAGAAUCCCAUGUACUUGACGAGAGUAACAUAUCCCAGAAAGAGCCAAGGUUUAUGGGUUGGACUUUGGAGUUAAAGUAAAGGGCAAGCUUGAUUGCACUUUUAUGACACUCUUUUUGGCCAGAACCAGGAAGUCUUCUCGAGUUUUCCAUCACAUAUUGAUGAAGGGAUUAGGAACCUUCGGGUGGAGACCAGUUGUCCACUGUUAUCAGUAAUUUAUAUGUAAAUUGGACCGGUAGCCAACUGUUUUCCCGAUCCGCUUGAGACCUCCAUGCUCCAUAUGGGCUUUGGCCCCAUUCACCUACCAUGGAGAAGAAGCCAUAUUCCACUCGGGAAAAGUGACAUAAAUAAACAAUUAUACAAGGAAGAUGUCCAGCUCAUGCUCCAUAAGAUAUUCUUCCCCAUUAGCCGAACAUUUUGAUCAGUCAACAGAACUCUAUUCCAGCUCCGAUGGAGAUCAUCGACCCGGCAAGAAUCACUCUCCGUCCAUUUGAACUGACCGAUGCCGACGACUUUUUCUCAUGGGCCAGCGACGAUCGGGUCAUAAGGAACCUUAGAUGGACUGCCUUGGCCUCCAGGGAACAGGCGCUGACCACCGUCAGGGAGGUUUGCAUCCCCCACCCUUGGCGCCGCUCAAUCUGCAUCGAUGGCCGUUCGAUAGGGUUUGUCUCAGUGUUCCCCUGGUCGGGUGAGGAUAGGUGCCGUGCGGAUAUUGGCUACGCGCUGGCACCGGAAUACUGGGGCCAUGGGAUCGCCACAAGGGCCGUGAAACUGGCGCUCUCUCGGGUUUUCCAGAACUUGACUGAGAUCCUGAGGCUGCAGGCUUUCGUGGAUGUUAACAAUCGAGCCUCCCAACGGGUGCUUGAGAAAGCCGGGUUUGCACGGGAAGGUUUGCUCAGGAAGUACUCGUAUUUGAAGGGGGAGCUGAAAGAUUUGUACUUGUAUAGUUUCUUAUCAACCGAUACUCUUCCAGUGGACUAGAAAGUAUUCGAGUAUGUAACAGAUUUAACUAUCUUAAUAUUUCAUGUUGUUUGAUGCUAAAGCUCUGGUCCUUCUUUUAUUACCUGCACAUGUUCUUUGAAGUUUGUUCAGAAUCUCGAACUUUUGUCACAAUCACUGUGAAAUCCGGCAUUUUAAUACC
Punica granatum (pomegranate) is the source of this 2055-nucleotide messenger RNA. Lineage: Eukaryota; Viridiplantae; Streptophyta; Magnoliopsida; Myrtales; Lythraceae. The record is from RefSeq and is a predicted model, not a curated record.